AUGGCGACCUCGGACUCGAAGGCGCCUUUGCGUACUGUCAAGCGGGUGCAAUUUGGCAUUCUUUCGCCAGAUGAAAUCCGUCGCAUGUCUGUCACGGAUACUGGGAUCCGUUUCCCAGAAACCAUGGAAGGUGGCCGUCCAAAACUGGGUGGCCUCAUGGAUCCAAGACAGGGUGUCAUUGAUAGGAAUUCCAGAUGCCAAACAUGUGCUGGAAAUAUGACAGAAUGUCCUGGUCAUUUUGGUCAUAUAGAUCUUGCGAAACCAGUAUUUCACGUGGGAUUCUUGACGAAGACUAUUAAGAUAUUGAGAUGUGUAUGCUUCUAUUGUUCUAAGCUGCUCGUCAGUCCUCAAAAUCCCAAAAUAAAAGAAGUCAUCAUGAAAACGAAGGGGCAGCCGCGGAAGAGGCUUACGCACAUUUACGAUCUGUGCAAGAGCAAAAACAUUUGCGAAGGUGGGGACGAGAUGGAUAUCAACAAAGAAAAUGCGGAGAACCAGCAGCCGUUAGACAGAAAACCCGGUCACGGCGGCUGUGGCCGUUAUCAGCCGAACCUCAGGAGAUCCGGCUUGGAUGUCACGGCGGAAUGGAAGCACGUGAACGAGGAUUCGCAGGAGAAGAAAAUAGUGCUCACGGCCGAGCGAGCCUGGGAGAUCCUGAAGCACAUCAAAGAUGAGGAGUCCUUCAUUCUGGGCAUGGAUCCGAAGUUUGCCCGGCCAGAUUGGAUGAUAGUCACUGUGUUGCCGGUACCACCGUUGUCGGUGAGGCCGGCGGUAAUCAUGUACGGCUCCGCCAAGAAUCAAGACGAUCUGACCCACAAAUUGGCGGACAUAAUAAAGUCGAACAACGAGUUGUUGCGCAACGAACAGUCCGGCGCAGCAGCGCACGUGAUAUCGGAGAACAUCAAGAUGUUGCAGUUCCACGUGGCAACCCUGGUCGACAACGAUAUGCCCGGCAUGCCUAGGGCGAUGCAGAAGUCUGGCAAGCCGUUGAAGGCAAUCAAAGCCAGAUUGAAGGGAAAAGAAGGCAGAAUCCGAGGUAACUUGAUGGGUAAGCGUGUAGAUUUCUCCGCACGUACCGUCAUCACGCCAGAUCCCAACUUGCGGAUCGAUCAAGUGGGCGUGCCGCGCAGCAUAGCACAGAACUUGACAUUCCCGGAGAUUGUGACGCCCUUCAACAUCGACAAGAUGCAGGUGCUGGUUAGACGUGGCAAUUCGCAAUAUCCCGGCGCGAAAUACAUAGUCCGCGACAACGGCGAGAGGAUCGACCUGCGUUUCCACCCGAAGUCGUCUGAUCUGCAUCUACAGUGUGGUUACCGGGUGGAGCGACACAUCCGUGACGGCGAUUUGGUUAUCUUCAAUCGCCAGCCGACUCUGCACAAGAUGAGUAUGAUGGGCCAUCGUGUCAAGGUGUUGCCAUGGAGUACAUUCCGUAUGAAUCUGAGCUGCACGUCCCCGUACAACGCAGACUUCGACGGCGACGAAAUGAACAUGCAUGUGCCGCAGUCGAUGGAGACUCGCGCCGAAGUGGAGAACAUCCACGUGACCCCGCGGCAGAUCAUCACGCCGCAGGCGAACAAACCGGUCAUGGGUAUUGUGCAGGAUACCCUGACAGCCGUGAGGAAGAUGACGAAGCGCGACGUCUUCAUCGAGAAAGAGCAGAUGAUGAAUCUGCUCAUGUUCCUGCCGAGCUGGGACGGCAAGAUGCCGCAGCCGUGUAUCCUGAAGCCGAAGCCGAUGUGGACCGGCAAGCAGCUGUUCUCGCUCAUCAUUCCGGGGAACGUGAACAUGAUACGGACGCACAGUACGCAUCCGGAUGAGGAGGACGACGGCCCGUACAAGUGGAUCUCGCCGGGCGACACCAAGGUCAUGGUGGAGCACGGCGAGCUUGUGAUGGGUAUUCUUUGCAAGAAGACGCUGGGUACAUCUGCCGGAUCUCUCCUUCACAUCUGCAUGUUGGAGUUGGGCCACGAGGUGUGUGGACGUUUCUACGGUAACAUCCAGACCGUGAUUAAUAACUGGCUGCUGCUCGAGGGCCACUCGAUCGGUAUUGGCGACACCAUCGCCGAUCCGCAGACUUACUUGGAGAUCCAGAAGGCGAUUAAGAAGGCGAAGGAGGACGUGAUAGAGGUUAUACAAAAGGCGCACAACAUGGAGCUGGAGCCCACCCCGGGUAACACGCUGCGUCAGACCUUCGAGAACCAGGUGAACAGAAUAUUGAACGACGCUCGUGACAAGACCGGAGGCUCCGCCAAGAAAUCCCUUACCGAGUACAACAACCUGAAGGCCAUGGUGGUGUCGGGCUCGAAAGGCUCCAACAUUAACAUCUCUCAGGUUAUCGCUUGCGUGGGUCAACAGAACGUCGAGGGUAAGCGUAUACCGUUCGGCUUUCGCAAACGGACACUGCCGCACUUCAUCAAGGACGAUUACGGGCCGGAGUCCCGUGGCUUCGUCGAGAAUUCGUAUCUCGCUGGUCUCACGCCGUCCGAGUUCUACUUUCACGCGAUGGGCGGUCGUGAAGGUCUCAUCGAUACCGCCGUGAAGACGGCCGAGACAGGUUACAUCCAACGUCGUCUGAUCAAGGCUAUGGAGUCGGUGAUGGUGCAUUACGAUGGCACCGUGAGGAACUCCGUCGGCCAGCUGAUCCAGCUGCGUUACGGCGAGGACGGCCUCUGCGGUGAGACUGUUGAGUUCCAGAACUUGCCCACCAUCAAGGUGAGCAACAAGGCCUUCGAGAAGAAGUUCAAGUUUGACCCGACCAACGAGCGAUACCUCAGGCGUAUAUUCAACGAGGACAUCGUCCGAGAGAUGAUGGGCUCCGGCGAGGUGAUCUCCGAGCUCGAGAGAGAGUGGGAGCAGUUGAACAGGGACCGCGCCGUCCUCCGCGAGAUCUUCCCCAGCGGGGAAUCCAAGGUGGUGUUGCCCUGCAAUCUGCAGAGGAUGAUUUGGAACGUGCAGAAGAUAUUCCACAUCAACAAAAGAGCGCCAACUGAUCUCAGCCCCAUGAGAGUGAUUCAAGGCGUGAAGGAUCUUUUAGAUAAAUGUAUUAUCGUCGCCGGGGAUGACCGACUCAGCAAACAGGCAAACGAAAACGCAACAUUAUUGUUCCAGUGUCUCGUAAGAUCAACCUUGUGUACGAAAGUCGUCUCCGAGGAAUUUAGGCUUUCCGGCGAAGCCUUCGAAUGGUUGAUCGGCGAAAUUGAAACGCGAUUCCAACAAGCUCAGGUGUCACCCGGAGAAAUGGUCGGUGCCUUGGCGGCGCAAUCACUCGGCGAGCCGGCCACGCAAAUGACCCUGAAUACUUUCCAUUUUGCCGGUGUGUCGUCGAAGAACGUAACUCUCGGUGUACCGAGGCUGAAGGAAAUCAUUAACAUUAGUAAGAAACCGAAGGCACCGUCGUUAACGGUCUUUCUGACGGGCGCCGCGGCGCGCGACGCCGAGAAAGCGAAGAACGUGCUCUGCCGGCUGGAACAUACGACCCUGAAGAAGGUGACGGCCAACACCGCGAUCUACUACGACCCGGAUCCGCAGAACACGGUGAUCGCGGAGGACCAGGAGUUCGUUAACGUGUACUACGAGAUGCCGGACUUCGACCCUACAAAGAUAUCGCCGUGGCUGCUGCGUAUCGAGCUGGACAGAAAACGCAUGACCGACAAAAAGCUGACUAUGGAGCAAAUCGCCGAGAAGAUCAACGCCGGCUUCGGCGACGACCUCAACUGCAUAUUCAACGACGACAAUGCCGAAAAGCUGGUUCUGCGUAUCAGAAUAAUGAACAGCGACGACAAUAAGUUCCAGGAAACGGACGAGGAGCCGAUGGACAAGAUGGAGGACGAUAUGUUCCUGCGGUGUAUCGAGGCCAACAUGCUCAGCGACAUGACUCUUCAGGGUAUCGAAGCGAUUGGAAAAGUGUACAUGCACUUGCCGCAAACGGACUCGAAAAAGCGCAUCGUUAUCACGGAGACCGGAGAGUUCAAGGCAAUCGCUGAGUGGCUCUUGGAAACGGACGGGACGAGCUUGAUGAAAGUGCUUAGUGAACGCGACGUCGACCCCGUGCGGACAUUCAGCAACGAUAUCUGCGAGAUAUUCCAAGUGCUCGGCAUCGAGGCUGUGCGUAAGUCCGUGGAGAAGGAGAUGAACGCCGUAUUGCAGUUCUACGGCCUCUACGUGAAUUACCGUCAUCUCGCUUUACUUUGCGACGUCAUGACGGCGAAGGGUCAUCUUAUGGCCAUCACUCGUCAUGGAAUCAACAGGCAGGACACGGGCGCUCUUAUGAGAUGUUCCUUCGAAGAAACAGUCGACGUGUUGCUGGACGCCGCUUCUCACGCAGAAGUUGACCCAAUGCGAGGAGUAUCUGAGAAUAUUAUAAUGGGUCAGCUUCCACGCAUCGGAACAGGUUGUUUCGAUCUACUGCUGGACGCCGAGAAAUGCAAAGCUGGCAUUGAAAUUCCUAUAGCGGUCGGCGCGGGCGUGAUGGGAUCGGCUGGAAUGUUCUUCGGCAGUGUUCCUGGCAUAUCCAGCAUGAGUCCUCAAAUGACACCGUGGAUGGGAGCUACUCCCGGUUAUGGAGCGUCGAGCAUGUCACCUGCAAUGAGCAGCGGUAUGACGCCCGGAGGUGCCUGUUUCUCACCGUCGGGCGCUUCAGACGCGUCGGGCAUGUCUCCGGCCUACUCUGCCUACUCGCCGCAACCUGGUAGUCCUGGUAGUCCAGGUCCCAGCAUGAGCCCAUUCCCGAUGUCGCCGGCGGGCGCCGCCUCGCCCAGCUAUUCGCCCACUUCGCCCGCGUACCUGCCCACGUCGCCCAGCAUGACACCGUCGAGCCCGAACUACUCGCCCACGAGUCCAACGUACUCGCCAACGAGUCCUAACUACUCGCCGACGUCCCCGAGUUACUCGCCGACGUCACCCAGCUACUCGCCCACGUCGCCUAGCUACUCGCCCACGUCGCCCAGCUACUCGCCCACCUCGCCCAGCUACUCGCCGACGUCGCCCAGUUACUCACCAACGUCGCCGAGCUAUUCGCCCACCAGCCCGAGUUACUCGCCCACGUCGCCCAGUUAUUCACCGACGUCGCCGAGCUACUCGCCCACCAGUCCGAGUUACUCGCCUACGUCACCGAGUUACUCGCCCACCAGUCCGAGUUACUCGCCCACGUCGCCGAGUUAUUCGCCGACGUCGCCUAGCUACUCUCCGACGUCACCGAGCUACUCGCCCAGCUCGCCGAACUACACGCCCGCCUCGCCGAGUUACUCGCCGACCUCGCCGAGCUACUCGCCCAGCUCGCCGCAGUAUUCGCCGGCCAGUCCCAGCUACUCUCCCAGCAGCCCCAAAUACUCGCCCACCUCGCCGAGCUACUCGCCCACUUCACCGUCUUUCGCCGGCACGUCGCCGCAGUACACACCCGCGAGUCCCACGUACUCGCCCACCAGUCCCACGUAUUCGCCGACCAGUCCGUCGUACUCGCCCAGUUCGCCGCAGCAUACCGCGUCCGGUAGCACCAGGUACUCGCCGAGCAGUCCGAACUAUUCACCCACCAGUCCGACUUACUCGCCCACGAGCCCGCAGUACUCGCCAUCGAGCACCAAGUACUCACCCACCUCUCCCACUUACACACCGACCAGUCCGAGUUACUCACCGACGAGUCCGACGUAUUCGCCGCCGGUACCGGGGUAUUCGCCCACGAGCCCCACGUAUUCGCCGGCGUCGCCCGCGUACGAGACAGAAGAUUAACGCUCAUCACCUUGAUCACUGGAAAUUGUUCGUUGUCUGCGACACGAUGUGUAUAGAAAUAAGUAUCGGGCACGUGUACUCGUUUGCGGAACGGCUUGAGUACAUUCUCCUCGAUGCGUUUCUUCUGCACGCAGCGAUGAAUGCAGAAAAAGACCUGUCUUACGGCAAACAAAUUCUGCCAUCGCAGGCCUAUCUCUGUGUUCAUCGCUGCGUGCAGAAGAAGCGCAGCAGGCAUACCCAGAUGUAAUAUUUUUAUCAAAAUUUAGAAGUAGAAUAAGAAUAUGUAAUAACGUUAAAAUAAAAAUCAAUUGUAUUUCUGUAAG
Messenger RNA from Dinoponera quadriceps, 6044 nucleotides. RefSeq names its product DNA-directed RNA polymerase II subunit RPB1 (gene RpII215). The record is from RefSeq and is a predicted model, not a curated record. Gene Ontology annotation, biological process: transcription by RNA polymerase II. The coding region runs from base 1 to 5721 and encodes 1906 amino acids. NCBI's taxonomy places the organism in Eukaryota, Metazoa, Arthropoda, Insecta, Hymenoptera, Formicidae. Gene Ontology annotation, cellular component: RNA polymerase II, core complex. The transcript has 10 exons. Gene Ontology annotation, molecular function: DNA binding.